UUUCAGACUGACAUUUGCUGAUCGCUAUGCAAGAGGUCAAAGAGAAUAUGACCAGAACAGAUUCAAGAAGGCUGAAGAAGAAUAUGCGCUCGCAUUAAAACUUGCCAGUGAUAAGAAAGAGACAUGUAUAUGUCUUGAAGCCCUAGGAGAUGUCUAUUUGGAAUAUGCAAAACAUCAAAACGAUAGAGUCUGCCUGUUGAAAGCAUGUGCUCUGUAUAAUGGCGCAAAAGUAAGGCUGAACUCAGAUGAUUUACAGGUGAAUGUUUUGACAACAAAAAUCGCAAACAUUGAAUGUGUUAUGUUGGAACUCUUGGGAAAUUUAAAAGAUGGAUCUAAUGAUUAUUCAGAAGAGGAAACACAGAUCUAUAAAUCAACGCUUGAUGAAAUAAGAACAAACACAGAGAAAAUGCUUAAUGAUAUAAGCGAAACUGGACCUUAUGAUGCUAAAGCUGGUAUAUCAAUAACUGAGAGAAUCACUGCUGAGUCUGAACAUACUAAAAAGGUUAUAUGUAUCGCAACUACACUCGUUGAAAGAAUGAAGUCAAUGAUACAAAAAAUGGUGAAUGAUUGUUUGAAAAAUAUGAAACCAAUGACCUUCCCAUGGGCUUUUAUUGGCCUUGGUUCAUUCUCACGUCAUGAGAUGACGCCAUACUCUGAUAUUGAAUUCGCUGCUCUCAUUGGAGAGGGUUCAGAUACACCACAAAAUAAAGCAAAACUCGCUGCUUUAUGUGACUUCUUCGAACUCAAAGUCAUUAACCUUGGAGAGACAAUAGUUCCAGCAAUGGGUGUUAAGUCUCUAAAUGACUAUUCCGAAGGUGGAGAAAACUGGUUCUUUGAUUCAAUUACACCACGAGGAUUCUCAUUUGAUGCUGAUAUGCCAAAAGCAUGUAAGUUUCCGAGAGGUCUGGGGGGAAAUGAACUUAUCCAGACCCCAUCAAAGAUGGCGAACAUACAGAACCUUAACUCAUUUGGCCCCGAUGGUUUGGCAGAAGUGCUCACCUCAGCAACAUUCAUAAUGGGAGAUAAGACCUUGUACGAUGAUUACAUCAUCCAAUUGAAGAAAUCAUUAAAGAUUGGCAACACUGGACAAAAGAGGGCAAUUAAGACAAUAAAAGAGGACAAUGUGAAAUAUGGAACACCUUUUCUGGGAGUAAGAAGUGAGGGGAGUAUAUUCCAUGUGAAGAGGGAAAUUUUCAGAUUCCCAAGCUUAAUGAUUAUGAACCUUGGGAUGUACUUUGGGGUAGUGAGCAAGCCUCCAUGGGAGAUCAUAUCUGAACUGGAGUCCAUGGGGGUAUUAUCAAGAGAUAUUGCACACAACCUAAUGGUCCUAUGGGCAAUAGGCAACCAACUAAGACUACAAACAUAUUGUACAAUUAAAGCACAGCGUGACAACAUCGCAGUUAGAGAAAGGUUCAAAUCAACUGCUGAAGCAGGAGCUUCCAUGACUGAUGACGCUGCUACAUUUUACAUGGACAAUACAGAUAUUAUAACAAGGUACUAUAAAUCAGCUAUACCAUUGGAAACAAUCAUGAGAACAUUUACACUGACAAACAAAGUGAAGGGAAACUGUUUUGAGGACAAUGCAAUGAAUGAAGGUACUGUUAAUAUGCGGCUGCUUAGAUAUACAGAUGCUAUAGCAUGCUUUGAAAAAGUGCUGGAAGAAACACCAAAUGAUGUGCUUGCACUGUCUUAUCUCUCUGCUGUGUAUUGCUCAAGGUAUGAAAAUGAAAAAGCAUGUUCAAUUUGUGAAAGUGCAAUUGAAUUAGCUGAGAAAAACAAUGUGGACAUAUCAUUUAUCCUUCAAUUGAAGUUUCAACUUGGACGUGCUAAUCUUUGGAGACAUGGUGAUUAUGAAAAAGCCCAUAGACUUUUUCAGGAAAUACUUGAUAACAUUGACUUAUAUCCAAUGGACCUUGGUGUCCUUCUUCUAUCACUUGCCUACUCUUACAAAGGAAUGGGAAAUCUUGAUAAAUCUAUAGAACUCAAUCAGAAAGCAAUAGGUGUUAUGGAAGGAAAAGACAGCACUACAUUGGCCGUAGCCUAUAACAAUUUAGGAAAUAGUAUUGCUGGUGAAAAGAAAGACUCAAAAACUGGUUUAAAAUACCUACAAAAAGCUUUGAUGAUGAGAUACAGAAUGUUUGGUAAUGUUCCAAAUGUUGUCAUCAAAGAAAACCUUUAUCUACUGGCACAUGUGUACCUGCAAAUGGGGAACAUUCAAAGGGGUAAACAAAUGGCAAUUGAGAGCUAUGAUAUGCACAAGCAUCUCAAAAGAAUUAACAACAUCAAGGAUGAUAUGGCUGCAGAAGCAGACUAUUUGAAUCUCAUUGGGUUUGCAUACCUCAAAGCAUAUGAAAAUGAACAAGCCAUAGAGUACUUCAAAGAAGCAAUAGAAAUAACACUUGCCUCUCCAAUGCAGAUUAAAGACCACUUCAAACUGCUGUCCCCUUCAUACAACAAUCUGGGAUACAGUUACAACAACAAUGGAGAUUACAAUGCAGCUCUUAUUAACUAUGACAAAGCACUAGAAUGCAUGACUGAUUCCCCACUUUCUGCCUUUCAUCUGCUAAAGGCUAGGAUAUUUUACAAUAUUGGCACUGUUCAUCUAAAACAGGGCCACUAUUCUAAAGCUGUGGACUACUUUCACCAAUCUACAGAACUCAGAAAUGAAUAUGCUGAUAUUAAUACAUUUGAAGCACUCGACCUUGUUAUGUCUGUCUCUGCUCUUGCAACUGCACUAGCUUUAAAAGGGGACCUGUCCGAGGCUUCAAUUCAACUCAACCGAUCACUCAAGCAAUUGGAGAAUAUUUCAGAUGAACAAAGAUCAGCCUACCUGGACAUGGGGAAAAUCUACAAUAAAAUUGGGACAGUGUCACGCAUACUAAACAAUAGUAAUGAAGCAAUUGCAUACCAUCAGUUAGCUUUAGACGCAGCAAGGCAAAUAUAUGGCAAUGAAGCCAACCAUGGUGAUAUUGUAGAAUCAUUCAUUCUUUUGGCCGAAGCACAACUUGAAUUGAAAGAAAAUGCAGAGACAGUCAUUCAUAAUUUAACAAAAGCUACUGAGAUGUUGAAUACACUGCAGAAAGGACAGUCACAUCCUGAUUUGGAACACAUAGAUAGACUUAAGUCUAUGUUAGAGAUCUAACAAUUCAUGAAUACUGUAACAGUACAUAUAAGACAAUUAUGAAACAAUGUUUUGGACCCAUUUUACACUACAUGUUCAUUUUGUACUCAUGUACUAAAGGUUCAUAGCUUUCCACUAUUUAUCCUCACUCCUUACUGAUGAAGGUUUGAAACUCAUUAUUUUUUUAUUGUUCAGUUGUCAAUAUACAGUAUGUAGUUCAUUCUAAAAUGAUCUGAAAAUAUUUGGAUAAUUUAUUUUGUUUUCUGAACCUCACUAUUCAAAAUAGAUAAACAAUUUUGUAACAAGUGCAUCAUUUAUCUGACAAUAAAAUUCUACAAGUUUAAAACUUCAUUUCAAUAAAGAAAGAUGGUAACGAUAUAGAGACUGUAAGUUAGGAUAUGAUGUUGAUUUGCAAGCUUCAUCUCACAUGAGGACUGAAGACAUUAUAUGACAAACAUGUAAAUAUAGAAAGAACAGAAGAUGUUUGAUAUGUAAGAUAUGAAAUAAAGACUUCAUAUUUUAUUCUCCUGAUCAUAUGUUCCUAAAAAAGAUAAUGAGAGCAGGAAUCUUUGCAAAUCAAAAUGAGUAAGAUGACAUAUAGAUGGCAACUUUCAACAAGGUUUUAGUGACAUCUCAGAUGUGUCACUACCACUAUACCAAAGAAGAUAACUUAGUUCAAGCAAUGGGUAUAUCAUUUCAGUUCCAUUUUAAGCCUAAAAAUGAUCAUGGCUAAAGCUAUUAAAAAAGUUGCCAACAUAUAAUUCUCAAAACUUGACAAACAGCAACUUCCAGGAGUAGCAAAUCCCACCAAACUAAACAUACAUGUAUUUUAUCAAAUUACUCAUCAUUUUGAAAAAAUAACCAGGCAUGCAUGCAGUAGUACUGUCUCAUGUUGGUAAAGCCUAUACCCAAUGUGUGAAAAAGUAGCCAUGCUGAAAACCCCUUUUUAGCAGAGUCCUAAACAUAUAAGCAUGUAAAAUCUGAACCAAAUCUGAUAACUGAAAAUCACAGCCUCAGUCUAGUUUCAUUUUUACACUCACGGAACAAGUUACAGCACUUAAAAAAUGUGUGUAAUA
Molecule: messenger RNA, 4197 nt
Organism: Owenia fusiformis
Lineage: Eukaryota; Metazoa; Annelida; Polychaeta; Sabellida; Oweniidae
Source: the annotation of a GenBank genome assembly